AUGAGAGAGGACGAACUUCCCAUGACGUUCAGUAUUCACUCUGAAUCCCGAAAACCAACCGAAACACUUGAUUUAUUGAAGGAAUUUGGAAAGUAUCCAAUGCAAGACAGCUCGGCCAACCUUGUUGAAAGCCCCAUGCAGGCUGUAUCUCCUCAUAGGGCGACUCAAACUGAUGGAAAUUCAAUCUCCGGUGCUUACAACGCCGCGGAUGACACCAGACGGCUCAGUCAGCCUUGA
Messenger RNA from Puccinia graminis f. sp. tritici CRL 75-36-700-3, 237 nucleotides. RefSeq lists its product as uncharacterized. The record is from RefSeq and is a predicted model, not a curated record. The coding region runs from base 1 to 237 and encodes 78 amino acids. Lineage: Eukaryota; Fungi; Basidiomycota; Pucciniomycetes; Pucciniales; Pucciniaceae. The transcript is spliced from 2 exons.